This is a messenger RNA of Limulus polyphemus (Atlantic horseshoe crab), 6263 nucleotides long. Its product is annotated as filamin-B-like. Gene Ontology annotation, molecular function: actin filament binding. Gene Ontology annotation, biological process: actin cytoskeleton organization. The coding region runs from base 865 to 5304 and encodes 1479 amino acids. The record is from RefSeq and is a predicted model, not a curated record. The transcript has 33 exons. Lineage: Eukaryota; Metazoa; Arthropoda; Merostomata; Xiphosura; Limulidae.
CAAAUGUACAACGUUUCGACAAGAUUUUGUCAUCAUCAGGUCACUUGAAGUUCUUUAGCAAUCGUAAUUAUACGCUAGAAGUAGAAACAUUGUAUUGAGAGAAUGGGUAUAACACUAGUAACAGGUGUUAAGAACGAGGAACCCCUAAUUUAAGGUAUAAAGACUGCUACUGAGUGCUAGCGAAACACUUGGAACGGUUAACAUUUACAUUAAAUAUCAGUCAUUUUACAACCUAAUAGCCAAUUUCACGGUGCAUGUAUUUGGGUGAAGUGACGUAAAUUAAAAUACUUUGUAAAGGGUGAAGAAUUGUGCAAAAGCCAUGGAACUAGCUAAAGAACUAUUUACUAUACCCUUGAUUUUGACUCCUGAAGACCUUGCAAGUCCCAGUACUGAUACUGAUGUAUUGUUAGGGAUGACACACUUUCUGUAUUACAUGAAAGAGGACAGUCCAGAAUACCGGACAAUUGUAACUGGGCCCAAAAACAAUUUCCACAUUUUUCAUGCAGAACUUUACUGCCUACGUUCCGUCAACUUAGAAGACGCAGGAUCACAUGUGGGGAGUAAACUGUGAAGGUCUAUAACGUAAAAAAUGUAAAUGUCAGUAUAAUACCACAAGAAACUUGUGGAAAGACUGUAGAGUUCUCGGGUGGAAUUAUUUUGUUGACGUGAAUAAAGCUGAACAAGGAAACAUAGAGAUCACAGACUGUGCACAGGAGCAACACACUGAAACCGAAGUUCACUGGAAAAUGCCAAAUUUGGUGUAUCGUUUGUUUCAGCAGAGUCCAUAGAACACACCAUCAGUGUCUUCUUUGACAGAGAUCCAGUCUCAGGCAAGUCUUUCUCACAGGAAGUCCUUUUAAGAUAAUGUUUCAUGAAAUGAGUAAAGCAUGUAUAACUGGAUCUUCAUUGGUUGCCGCUUGUGUUAACAAAACAGCAACUUUUAUGAUUCAGGACUUUUCUGGAUCUGUAGAGGAUCUGAAAAUUUGUAUUGAGGAUCCCUAUGGACAGUCAUUACCAUUUACUAUUAAGGAAAGUAGCCCAAGAAACUACAAGGUGCACUUUAAACCUGAAGUCAUAGGAGAACACAGAAUUUUACUAGAUUAUUUUGACAUUUCUAUAAGUGGUAGCUCUUUUAUCAGUAAGGUUUAUGAUAUCAGCAAAAUUAAAGUCAGUGAAAUCAGAUUUGGACUUGUAGGAAAGCCAGUCACAUUUCUAGUGGAUACAGCAAAUGCUGGCCCAGGAAACCUAGAAGUAAUGAUCAAUGAUGGACUUGUCGAAACAUUUGCUCAUGCUGAAUCGUUGUCUCGUUACAUUGUUUCUUUUCACCCACGGGAUGAACAGACUCAUUUCAUUGACAUCAAGUUUAAUGGAGAGCCUGUUUUGGGAAGCCCAUUUGAAUGCUUAAUCAUUAACCCUGAGAGCUUGUCCAAAGUGCAAAUCAUUGACGAUGGUCUUCAAAGAGUUCCUGUGAAUUUUCCUGCAACAUUUAACAUUAACACACAUGGGGUUAACGUGGGCCAACCCCAUGUCACUGUCAUAGGUCCGAACCAACAGGAACUUGAGUAUACCCUCACUGGUCACUAUGAAAAUGGAUAUAGUGUGGAGUAUACACCAGUGGAAGUGGGAGACCAUACCAUAGAUAUCAGAAUGGCUGAUCAGUUUAUUGGACAAAGUCCUUACCUGGUGAAGGUUUUCGACUCUACCAAAGUCAAAGUUACAGAUGUAGGAAAAGGAGUUGUGGGUAAACCUGUCUAUUUCAGCAUUGAUGCCAGUGAAGCUGGAGCUGGGAACCUGGAAAUAAGUGUUUCAGUGGAAGGAAAGAAUGUGCCAAACUAUGUACAGUCUGAAGGAAAUGCACAGUUUAGGGUGAACUUUAAACCUUCAGAUCCACAAACACACAUGUUAAGUGUGAAGUUUAAUAAACAGCAUGUGCCAGGAAGUCCCUUUUACAUAAAGAUGAUGAACAGUUCCCAGCCUUUAGUGUCUGGGACUUCUUUGAAAAUGACUUCUGUUUCACGUGGAGCCAAUUUCACUGUAGACACACAUGGACAAGAAAAUAUGAAGUGUGACGUAGAGGUGACUGCUCCUUCAGGUAAAACACUUCCUGUAGACAUCAAAGCCUCUUCUUAUACAACCUUUAAUGUGUAUUUUUCAACAUCUGAAGUUGGACCCCAUUUGGUGACAGUUAUGUUAGAUGGUAUGUCUGUACCUGGCAGUCCCUUUACUUGUAAUGUGUAUGAUGCCACCAAGGUCAGAGUGACCAACCUCUUGCCAGGAGUAGUUGGGAAAUCUGUAACAUUUCAAGUCGAUGCAUCUCAAGCUGGAGAGGGUACUCUAGAGCUCAUAAUUACAACCCACAAGUCUUCUGUCCAUGCAGAAGUUGCAACAAGACGUCGAGGUGUAUAUGAUGUGACUUUUGUACCACAAGAGGAAGUUCCACACUAUGUUAAUAUAUCUUUCAAUGAAGAAGAUAUUCCAGGAACUCCACAUAAGAUAGAGAUAAAGGACGUACAUGAACUGGAUAGCACUUCAAAUACUACAGCUACAAGUUAUGAGAGUAGUGGAACAAGACUGAUUACAAAUGGAGAUGUACUAGAUUCAACAACUGCAGCAACAAAUUACAAGAGGAUUGGAACAACGUUGAUUACUAAGGGAGAUGGCCUAAAUUAUGGACUGGUGGGCUCCUUCAACACAUUUGAAAUUGAUACAAAAGACAUUAACUCAGAUGUUGAUGUACGUGUUACAGGACCUAUGGAUAUGCCUGUCCAAAGUUCUGUUGUUCAAACUGGAGAUAGCACUUAUCUUGUACAAUAUCAUGCUCAAGUAGUAGGUACUUACAGAAUAGAUGUUCUACACAAAGGUAUUCCUGUUACUAGAAAACCAUAUGUGGUACAUGUCUGUGACCCCAACCAGGUCAGAAUUGUAGACCUUGAUGACGGUGUGUUAAACAGAGUGCAAAAGUUCAAAGUGGAUACUUCUAGAGCAGGCCUAGGUCAAGUAUCUGUUACUAUAACUGUCAAUAAUCAAAGAGUUCAACAUGCAGUGCAAGAGAUCAGUCAGGGGAUUCAUCUUGUGACUUAUACACCACAAUCAGAUCAUACUCACAAGAUUGAAGUGCUUUUCAAUGGUCAUUUAACUCCAGGUUGUCCUCGGAUCGUACAAGUACGAGACCCAUCCCAGUCAGUUAUAGCCUAUGGAAGUGGGCUCAAGUGUGUUUCUCUUCAUAGUGAUGCUACAUUUGUAAUAGAAACUGGUGGGGCUAUUGCUGCCAAUGAGUUUGAUAUUUUUAUUUUAAGCCCCAGAGGUUUUCCUUUACCUGUCAAGUGCUACCAGCAGAAAGAUGGAAAUUUAUUGGCCGAGUGGACACCUGAUUCUUAUGGUGAACAUAAGAUAGAUAUUCUUUAUAUGGAUGCACCAAUAGAUGGUUCUCCCUAUACCUGCCAAGUGUUUGAUUCCACUAAAGUAGUGAUACAGAAGACAAAAAAUGCUGUUUUUUUGGUUGACAAAAAAAUUUCAUUUACUGUAAGUCGACAAGAGGCUGGGCAUGCUGAACUUGAUGCAACUGUCCUUAGUCCUUUGGGUCACCACACACCAAUAGAAGUGAAAGGAGCUGAAGAAGAUGAAGAAGCAGUAAUAGAAUUCAUGCCAACAAUCCCAGGGAAAUAUAAAGUAGGAAUUACAUAUGGUGGGGUAGAUGUACCAGGAAGUCCAGUAACCUUCAUUGUUCAGGAAAAAGGUACCCCUAAAGUGGAAGGAAACGGGUUGGUGGUAGCCUGUGUGAAUGUUACUGCAACAUUCGUAGUCAAUGCUCAUGGUCUGAGUGGCAGACCUAAUGUACGAAUAGAAGGUCCUGAGAGAGAAGCUGAGUGUUCCAUAGACGAAGAAGAGGAUGGAGUCUUCAUAGUAAGCUACAUUCCCGAAGAAGUUGGAGUCUUUGAUGUUAGAAUCCUCUGGAAUAGUCAAGAACUUCCUGCAAGCCCCUAUCAUCCUCGAGUGGUUGACCCACAGAAAGUAAGAGCAAUAGGUGGCUGGGAGACGUUGUUGGAUGAAGAUGGUCGUAUAAGUUUGAUUGCUGGCGAGGAGAAAAAGAUACCUUUUGAUGCCACUGAUGCUGGACCUGGCAUAUUGAAAGUUGAACUUCUUGGGCAAGAAUGCAUGGUAGAACAUCAAGUAAAACAAAUUAAUAACCAUCGUUAUAUGUUACAUUUUACACCACCCGUUCCAGGACAAUACUAUUUAUAUCUCUAUUAUGCUGACAUCCCUCUUCCUAAGUCGCCAUAUCUUGCCUUUGCAAAGGCAGGCCAGCCAGUUCUAGAUCACACACGAGUAAUCUUACGUGGCCACGGACUUAAAGGUGGCAAGGUUGGGGAAGAAGCUCAGUUUUGUAUAGAUGGCUUGGAAGCUGGCCCAGGGUCACCGGAGGUCAAGUUGAGUGGGGUCAAAGCUGACAUUCAAGUAAGACUAUUACCUCAAGGAAAUAAUGCCUACAAGGCAGUGUACACACCUACAGUUCCAGGUACUUACCUGCUCGAUAUUACCUGGUCAGGCAGACAGAUCAAAGGCUGUCCAUUCAAAGUAGCUGUAGCUGCAAGUUGUGAUAAUACAAAAGUUAUCUGUUCAGGAGAUGGACUGAGAGAAGGCACAGUCGGCAAGGAGAUUAAAGCCUUUAUUGAUGCUCGUAAAGCAGGACCAGGAGAACUGACAGCACAGUGCCUGGGGCCGUUCAAGGCAGCGUAUUGUGAACUGUGUGACCACAGAGAUGGAACAUUUAGCCUUUACCUCAGACCUCAAGAAGGGGGACGUCAUGUCUUAACCAUCAAAUAUGGAGGUUCACAUGUGCCUGGGAGCCCAUUUUCUGUGAGCAUUGCUGGACCUCCUGAUGCUUCAAAGGUGCAAGUAUAUGGACCAGGGGUGGAACCUGGUGUACUAGCAUUGUACCAGGGUAGAUUUAUAUGUGAUACCAGAGGAGCUGGAGCUGGUCAGUUGACAGUCAGAGUACGAGGUCCUAAAGGAGCAUUUAGAGUUGAAAUGUGGAGAGAGAGCCAGAAAGACAGGACAAUUCAUUGUAAUUACAACCCCACUGAACCAGGUUUUUAUCAGCUGGAAGUGAAGUGGUCAGGAGAGCAUGUCCCGGGGUCUCCUUUCACAGUGAUGAUUUUUGACACUCAAGAAGAAGUGAUUCAAUAUCUACAAGGCCAUCAUAUAAUUGACUCUCUAUUGUCAGCAGACUAUUUUGGUGGAAGCAUGAUUUCCAGUACAGGGUUUGGACAGAUGUCGUGGCAUGGAUCCGUAACCGAGCUGUGAACUGAUCAUGUAGUUGACCAGUUGUUAUGUAACUUUCACCAGUAGCUCCAAAGGUGAAUAAAUAACAUAAGUGUAUUAAUAAAUAGUGAUGAAAUCUAAAUAUAAAUUAGGGACUUUGUAUAGAAAAAGGUUAAGAAUUUUAUCAAAGUUUGUAAUAUUCAUCAAAGUGCUUAUAUUGCAAUCUUAAAUCCAUCUGGGAGUAAAAUCAAUUUGUCUUACAUGUUACUAAGUUGGUAAACUACUAAAUAUUGCUGUAUUCAUGAAACUCCAAAGAGUAGUAUGUACUUGUUUCCUUAUAGUUAGUUUGUUUUAAUACAAUGAUGCCAUUUUUGUUAUUGUUGUCAUUAUUGUUGAUAUUGUCAUAAUUAGCAACAAUAAUGAAUUGAGUACAGCACAUGUUGAGAAGGAUGCUAAUGCGCUGGACUCAAGAGUUAAGAUUUUUCUUUGUUCCCAUAAUUAUAUUUGUGUAUUAUUUGUUAUUGUUAUAUUUGUGUAUUAUUCGUUAUUUUUCAUAAACUCCAUGCCACCUUUUUUAUACUUCUUCAAUAUAUGGACUAUGUGUUAAUUACAGAUACACAAUUAACUGUCAGUUCUGUCUAUUCUUUAAUGCGUGUUUUAAAGCUCAGAGACAGUUAACCUUUUAUCAUCAUAUAUUUUCCGUGCAAUACGUGAUGGGAAAAAAAACCUUCCAUGGAUGAUAAAGGAUUAAUAGGAGUUUGAAGGAUUUUUAUAUAUUGAUUUUUUUUUAUGUGAAUUUUUUUAUCACUCUUUUAAAACCUACAAUGAAUAUCAGAACUUUUUUUCCAAGGCUUCCGAUAUCUCUACGGGAUACGUGAGAAUUGUUUGUAUAUUUUCUUUGCUAAACCUUAAAAAAUUGCUUUUCUUUUUCAACAAAAGUGAAUAAAAACUUCUAAGCAUAUUUCCAUUACCAUCCAUAAUUUUGUGCAAUAAACGACAAA